AUCAAGAAGUUGCCGCCACCAACUAAACCGUGGUCCUGACCCCUCUCAGUCCACUCUCACACAACAUGCAAACGCUUCAAGUCCGCUUGUUUCCAUUCUGGCAGAGGAUCGAAGGUGGGAUAGGUGGUGCCCAAACGACGUCUACUCGCCGCAGCCAUCGUGCACGGGAUACUGACGAGGAGGAGGAGAACGACGAGGAGCAUAACGACGACAAGGACGAGGAGGAGGAGGAGGAAGAAGAGAAGGAGAAGGAGAAGAACGAGGAUGGGGAAGAGGAAAAAGAAGAGGAGAUGGAGGAGGAGGAUAACGAGGAGGAGGAUAACGACAACGAGGACGACGAGGAGGAGGAGGAAGAAGAGGAGGAGGAGGAGGAGAAGGAGGAUGGGGAAGAGGAAGAAGGAGAGGAGAAGGAGGAGGAGGAGAUCGAGGAGGAGGAGGAGGAGGAAGAAGAGGAAGAAAAAGAGGAAGAGGACGAGGUGGAAGAAGAAGUGGAGCAGGAAAUAGGAGAAGCAAAAGGCGGAAGAGGAGGAGGAGGAGGAGACAAGCGCUCCCGGUAGUAUCGUCGGCUGGCGGGGCCUUUUGCUCUGGUGGAG
Molecule: messenger RNA, 593 nt
Organism: Chara braunii
Lineage: Eukaryota; Viridiplantae; Streptophyta; Charophyceae; Charales; Characeae
Source: the annotation of a GenBank genome assembly